This is a messenger RNA of Aspergillus wentii DTO 134E9, 1716 nucleotides long. Its product is annotated as D-arabinono-1,4-lactone oxidase. Gene Ontology annotation, cellular component: membrane; mitochondrion. NCBI's taxonomy places the organism in Eukaryota, Fungi, Ascomycota, Eurotiomycetes, Eurotiales, Aspergillaceae. The record is from RefSeq and is a predicted model, not a curated record. Bases 1 to 1716 code for a protein of 571 amino acids. Gene Ontology annotation, molecular function: FAD binding; D-arabinono-1,4-lactone oxidase activity. The transcript has a single exon.
AUGGACCCCACCAUCGUUCGCGAGCUGUCGCGGCUCGACCCCGCGAUUCCUUUCCGCGCAACUCCCGAUCAUCUCCAUCAUACUUGGGCUAAGACGUUCUUUUCGCGACCGGAGCUAUACGUACAACCAGAGUCGAUCGCGGAGAUCCAGAAGCUGGUUACGCUGGCACGCCGUUGCCGACGCCGCUUGGUCACCGUUGGCAGCGGCCACUCGCCUUCCGAUCUGACAUGCACGUCUGCUUGGCUUGUCAAUCUCGAUAAUUUCAACCGGGUGCUGGAGGUAUCUCAGGAAACACGAGUUGUGACCGUCGAGGCUGGUAUUCGGCUGAAGAACUUGGGUGAUGAGUUGGAAAAAUAUGGCCUGGCACUGUCCAACAUGGGCAGUAUUGACAGCCAGUCAAUUGCAGGCGUCAUUGCGACAGGCACUCAUGGCAGUUCCUUACAGCAUGGCCUUCUCUCUGAGUGUAUUGUAUCGCUCACCCUGAUGCUGGCCAAUGGACAACUGGUCCGUUGCAGCGCGACCAACAACCAAACUCUAUUCCGGGCGGCUCUGAUCUCCCUCGGAGCGUUGGGCAUAAUUGUCGAGGUGACCUUCCAAGCGAAACCCAUGUUCAAUAUCGCCUGGAAACAGUCCAGGCGUGCGUUGAAUAGUGUGCUGGCUGAAUGGUCGUCUGGACUUUGGACUUCGCAUGAAUUCGUUCGCGUCUGGUGGAUGCCAUAUGAAAAGAGUGCGGUUGUCUGGCAUGCGGAUAAAUCGGAUUUGCCACUGCGUGCUCCCCCGAAGACAUUCUAUGGGGAGACGGUUGGAUAUCACAUCUACCAUAACUUGCUGGCACUUGCCAACUACUUCCCCCGGAUAACACCCUGGGUGGAGUGGCUUGUCUUUGGUCUGCAAUUUGGAUUUAGGACGGAAAAGACAGUUACGGAGGCGGUCGAGCCUUCGCGUGCCGGUCUCUUGUUGAACUGCUUGUAUUCGCAAUUCGUCAACGAGUGGGCACUGCCUUUGGAAAAGGGCCCAGAGACUAUCAUCCGUCUUUCGGCCUGGCUUCAUGGAGACCUCCAAACAGCGCGUAUCCCCUUUCCUUCUGAGGGCUUGUGGAUACAUUGUCCCGUUGAAGUCAGAGUCUCGGAUUCUACGCACAACAAGAAUCCCCGUCCUUUCCUCGACCCUACCCGACCCGAUGGGCCAACCCUGUAUCUCAAUGCGACAUUGUUUCGCCCAUAUCUCCGGGACCCCCCUGGUAAAGCUCGGUUUUACGAGGCAUUUGAGUGGCUCAUGCGGGACAUGGGCGCGAGACCACACUGGGCCAAGAAUUUCACUUCAGGGGGACAAGAGUUGCGGGAAAUGUACGGCGAAGAUUUGGAUGAAUGGCUCAAGGUGCGGCAAGAAGUUGACGUCGAUGGCAUGUUCCUCGGCGAGUGGCAUCACCGUAACCUUCCUCUGACUCCAAACAAUCUCCCGCUUCUGGAACGAGAACAAGAUCGUCACAAGGCAGGGUUUAGCGGAGCCGGUGACGGCAUGGAAUGGGUUGGAGAUAAGCGGUGGCAGAUAGUCUCAGAACGUCAUGUUCCGUCAUUGUCGAGCAUAGCGAAGGAAGAAUUCGAAUCGCAGGAAGGAUCUAGUUUGAGUCCUCCUACAACAGCGGCCAGCGAAGAGAGUUUUGACCUCCUCGCCGCUGGAGAGGCCAGUGUUACCCUCCCGGAUCUCCGUUCAUGA